Saccharomycopsis crataegensis is the source of this 1461-nucleotide messenger RNA. RefSeq names its product stearoyl-CoA 9-desaturase (gene OLE1). The transcript has a single exon. Gene Ontology annotation, biological process: unsaturated fatty acid biosynthetic process. Gene Ontology annotation, molecular function: iron ion binding; stearoyl-CoA 9-desaturase activity; heme binding. Gene Ontology annotation, cellular component: endoplasmic reticulum membrane. Bases 1 to 1461 code for a protein of 486 amino acids. The record is from RefSeq and is a predicted model, not a curated record. NCBI's taxonomy places the organism in Eukaryota, Fungi, Ascomycota, Saccharomycetes, Ascoideales, Saccharomycopsidaceae.
AUGUCUUCUGCCAUCGAGUCUGUCGACAUUACCGAUGCCAACGCCGUCGCCGCCGGCACCAACAAACCUGUUAGAAGAGUUGUCGCCGGUGGGGUGGCCGGGAAGCUCAUGGGCUACAAGGCUAUGGUCAACAUCACCGCCGAUGAACUAGCAAAGGAAAAUUUGAACACCCUUCUCGCCAGAGAUAGAGAAGAAAAACUCAAGUAUUCCAAACAAAAACACAUUUCUGAACAGCCCUGGACUUUUGGUAACUGGCAUCAACAUGUUAACUGGUUGAACUUUGUUCUUGUUCUUGCCAUCCCAAUUAUGGGAUUUGCCUUGGCCACCCGUUGUCCAUUGCAAUGGAAGACCGCGGUUCUUGGGGUCACUUUGUACAUUUUGGGUGGGUUGUCUAUCACUGGUGGGUAUCAUAGAUUAUGGGCUCACAAGGCUUAUUCUGCACACUUACCAUUGCGUUUGUUCUACGCUUUCUUUGGUGCCGGAUGUGUUGAAGGGUCUAUCAAAUGGUGGGGUCACUCUCACAGAGUUCAUCACAGAUACACUGACACCAGACGUGAUCCUUACGACGCCAGAAGAGGGUUCUGGUACUCUCACAUGGGCUGGAUGUUGGAAAAACCAAACCCAAGAUACAGAGCCAGAGCUGACAUCAGUGACUUGGUUGAUGACUGGGUGGUCAGAGCUCAACACAGACACUACAUCAGUCUUAUGUUGUUUGUUGCUUUUAUCUUGCCAUGUUUGAUUGCUGGUUACUUCUGGAAUGAUUACUUAGGAGGUUUUAUCUAUGCCGGGAUCUUCAAAGCUUUUGUCAUUCAACAAGCCACUUUCUGCGUCAACUCUUUGGCCCACUGGAUUGGUGAACAACCUUUUGAUGACACAAGAACCCCAAGAGAUCACAUUUUAACUGCGUUUGUCACUUUUGGUGAAGGUUACCACAACUUCCACCACGAAUUCCCAUCUGAUUACAGAAAUGCCAUUAAAUGGUAUCAAUAUGACCCAACUAAGAUCUUGAUCUGGGCUUCCUCGAAAAUUGGAUUGGCUUACAACUUGAAGACAUUCUCUCAAAACGCUAUUGAACAAGGUUUGGUGCAACAACAACAAAAGAAAUUAGACAGAAUGAAGGCUUCUCUUAACUGGGGUACUCCACUUAGUAGUUUGCCAGUUUGGGACAAGGAGUACUUCUUUGAAAAAUCUAAGGAGACUAAGGGACUUGUCCUUAUUUCAGGCAUUGUUCACGAUGUCUCCGGAUUCAUUACUGAGCACCCAGGUGGAGCUCCAUUGAUUAGAACCUCUACGGGUAAAGAUGCUACCACCGCCUUUAGUGGAGGGGUUUAUGCACACUCGAAUGCUGCCCACAACUUGUUGGCCACUAUGAGAAUUGCAGUGAUUAAGGAUGGUGAUGUGGAUGCAGACACUUUCAAAGUGCAAGAACAGUUGCUCAGAAGAAAGAAGGGUGAUUUUUAG